CCCCACCGGAAGUGGGCAGCCGCGCGCCUGGAAGAACCGGCCGAAGCGUGGCGGCCACAGACUGUGGGUACCGGGUCCGAGGGACUCGCGCUUUUCUCUCCGUGCCAUGGCGCCAGCGAAAGCCACGAACGUGGUGCGGCUGCUCCUAGGCUCCACGGCGCUGUGGCUUUCGCGGCUCGGCGCCGGGACGGUCGCCGCGUCCAAGUCGGUGACGGCCCACUUGGCCGAGAAGUGGCCCGAGACCCCGCUGCUGCUGGAGGCAAGUGAAUUUAUGGCAGAAGAAAAUGAAAAAUUUUGGCAGUUUUUGGAAACCGUAAAAGAAUUAGCAAUUUAUAAGCAAACAGAAUCAGAUUAUUCAUAUUACAACUUAAUCCUGAAGAAAGCUGGACAGUUUCUAGACAAUUUACACAUCAACCUCUUAAAGUUUGCUUUCUCUAUAAGGGCAUACUCCCCAGCUAUUCAGAUGUUUCAGCAGAUUGCAGCUGAUGAGCCACCACCAGAUGGUUGUAAUGCAUUUGUGGUUAUUCAUAAGAAGCACACCUGUAAAAUUAAUGAGAUUAAAAAGCUGCUGAAGAAAGCUGCUUCAAGGACUAGACCUUAUCUAUUUAAAGGAGAUCAUAAAUUUCCUACAAACAAAGAGAACUUACCAGUGGUGAUUCUGUAUGCUGAAAUGGGUACUAGAACAUUUAGUGCAUUUCACAAAGUAUUGUCUGAAAAAGCUCAAAAUGAGGAAAUUCUGUAUGUUCUUCGCCAUUAUAUUCAGAAACCAAGCUCACGGAAAAUGUACUUAUCUGGGUAUGGUGUGGAGCUAGCAAUUAAGAGUACAGAAUACAAAGCACUGGAUGAUACCCAAGUUAAAACUGUGACUAAUACUACUGUAGAGGAUGAGACGGAAACAAAUGAAGUUCAAGGAUUUCUCUUUUGGAAACUAAAAGAAAUAUAUUCAGAUCUUAGAGAUAAUCUGACAGCAUUCCAAAAAUACCUGAUUGAGAGUAACAAACAAAUGACGCCUUUGAAAGUCUGGGAACUACAAGAUCUUAGUUUUCAAGCAGCUUCUCAAAUAAUGUCCACUCCAGUUUAUGAUGCCAUUAAAUUAAUGAAAGACAUUUCACAGAACUUCCCCAUAAAAGCCAGGUAUGUUAAAAAGGAAGCAGUCAACAAAGUGAAGAGAAAAUCUAUAGAAUGGGACAGAGAUCUUCAAGAUAGAUUUAAAAUUCAGCCAGGUGAUGCUCGUCUAUUUAUAAAUGGCCUUCGUGUUGAUAUGGAUGUUUAUGACCCUUUUAGUAUUUUGGAUAUGCUGAAAUUAGAAGGAAAAAUGAUGAAUGGCCUUCGCAAUCUUGGGAUCAAUGGGGAACAUAUGAGCAAAUUUUUAAAAUUAAAUUCACACAUUUGGGAAUAUACUUAUGUAUUAGAUAUUCGACAUUCUUCUAUAAUGAGUGAGAAAACUGUGGCAGCAGAAUAUGAACUAGAAUACUUACUACUGGAAGGACAAUGCUUUGAUAAAGUGACAGAACAGCCUCCUCGGGGUCUGCAGUUCACACUAGGCACAAAAAAUAAACCUGUUGUGGUUGAUACAAUAGUGAUGGCCAAUCAUGGGUAUUUUCAAUUAAAAGCAAACCCAGGUGCUUGGAUACUGAGGUUACACCGAGGAAAAUCUGAAGAUAUUUAUCAAAUAGUUGGGCAGGAAGGAACUGACUCUCAAGCAGACCUAGGAGAUGUCAUUGUUGUAUUAAACAGCUUCAAAAGCAAGAUACUGGAAGUAAAAGUGAAAAAAGAAACAGACAAAAUUAAGGAAGAUAUCCUUACCGAUGAAGAUGAAAAAACAAAAGGACUGUGGGAUUCCAUUAAAAGUUUCACAGUAAGCUUGCAUAAAGAAGACAAAAAGGAAAAAGAUGUCCUAAACAUUUUUUCAGUUGCUUCUUGUCAUUUAUAUGAACGUUUUUUAAGAAUUAUGAUGCUCUCUGUUUUGCGUAACACCAAAACACCAGUGAAAUUCUGGUUGCUAAAAAAUUAUCUCUCACCGACAUUUAAAGAAGUAAUUCCUCACAUGGCUAAAGAGUAUGGAUUCUGAUACGAACUAGUUCAAUAUAGGUGGCCCCGUUGGCUUCGUCAACAGACUGAAAGACAAAGGAUUAUUUGGGGUUACAAAAUUCUUUUCCUUGAUGUUCUUUUCCCACUAGCAGUGGACAAAAUCAUUUUUGUUGAUGCUGUCCAGAUUGUGAGACAUGAUCUAAAAGAACUUCGAGAUUUCGAUCUGGAUGGAACUCCUUAUGGGUAUACUCCAUUUUGUGAUAGCCACAGGGAAAUGGAUGGAUAUCGUUUCUGGAAAACAGGAUACUGGGCAUCACAUCUUUUAAGACGGAAAUACCAUAUCAGUGCUUUAUAUGUAGUGGAUCUCAAGAAGUUCAGGAGAAUUGGAGCAGGUGACAGGCUCAGGAGCCAGUACCAAGCUCUCAGUCAAGAUCCAAACAGUCUUUCAAACCUAGAUCAGGAUCUUAGAAAUUGAGUUAUCUGGUUUAUUAAAUACUCUGAUUCAAGAGGCCAAUAUUGACGUAUAAUCUGGUAAAGAGAAGACAAGGACAUUCUACGUGGUUGUGGGAAGCAGACAGCAGGAGGGAAGGUGGGUAAAAAAAUGUGCUGCAGUAUCCAGUGACCACCUGAAGAGCAGAAGUUUUCCUUCUCCCAAUAACUAGCUAAUUCUUGGUGGGAAUGGUCCACGCUUCAACUUCCCUAGUUUUAGAAACAUUUUUCUUCUUUGUGUUUACUGGAUAUGUGUUAUAAAAUGAUUUAUGUCCUCCCACCUCAAGUCAUAGGUUGAAGCUCUAACCCACAAUGUGAUUACAUUUGGAAAUAGGGCCAGUAGAAAGGUAAAUAGGCACAAAUGAGGUCAUGAGGAUGGAGCUCUAAUCCAAUAGGACUGGUGUCCUUAUAAGAAGAGGAGGAGAUUCCAGACCUCUUUCUCUCUCCACUCACACGCAGCGAAAAAGGCUACACAGUGAGAAGGCAGCUGUCUGCAAGCCAGGAAAAGAGGCCUCAGCAGAAACCAACUCUGCCAGCACCCUGAUCUUGAACUUCCAGGCUUCAGAACUGAGUUUGUGACAACAAUGUGAUAAUCAUAGCUACUGAAAAAACAAAAGGUGAAUUACAAUACACUGGGAAUCUCCUGUAUUGGAUCAGAAACAAACGGAGUCAGAUGCUGCAGAGCCCAGUGAUUGUGUGGAUAUAUACAGAUGACUUAAAGAUUUAAAACUAUUUGGCUUUAAACAGACGGAGUCUCGUUCUGUCGCCCAGGAUGGAAUUGCAAUGGCGUGAUCUCGGCUUACUGCAACCUCCGCCUCCCGAGUUCAAGCAAUUCUCCUGUCUCCGCCUCCAGAGUAGCUGGGAUUACAGGUGAACGCUGCACACCCAGGGUUUCACCAUGUUGCCCAGGCUGGUCUCAAACUCCUGAGCUCAGGGAAUCCACCAACCUCAGCCUCCCAAAGUGCUAGGAUUACAAGUGUGAGUCACUGUGCCCAGCCAAUUCCAUCUUUUAAAGUUGGCUUGUUUCACUAAAAUAUUGUCACUAAAAUAGCCUGUAUACAUAUAGCUUAUCAUAGGGUUUGCAAAUUUAUAUGUCUAUAAAAGCCCUAUGCAAAAGAAAACAAUAUGAUCGAGACAAUAUGGAGUGUUGGGGACUGUGACAAAAUUGGGAACCAUUGCCCUAUCUUGAAGAACCUUCUCCUGCUUAUCUCCAACUGACCUGAAAAAUGUAUGUCCAGCAGAGCUGAGUCUUGUACUUUUAUUUUAAAGGGUACCCUGGAAACACAGAUAUUUAUGCCAAAAUCUUCUAAUUUUUUAAAUACUAUCAACUAACUCUAAGUAAUGUUAAAACACCAUGCUGGUCAAAUGUGAUAUAUUUGCAGGCCAGAUCAAGUCAGCAGUUUGGAACUGCUGACAUAUGUUACUGCAGAAUGUGUUCUGUUCUUCCUCUCUGCUACAUGUCAUUCUACUCCCAAUUACCUUCCACCUUACUCUCUCUGCUCCAAACUUUUUUUUUUUUUUUUGAGAUGGAGUCUCAGUCUGUCACCCAGGCUGCAGUGUAGUGGUGCGAUCUCGUCUCACUGCAACCUCUGCCUCCUGGAUUCAAGCGAUCCUUGUGCCUCAGUCUCCCGAGUAGCUGGGAUUACAGGUACCUGCCAUAAUGCACAGCUAAUUUUUGUAUUUUUAGUAAAGAUGGGGUUUUGCCAUAUUGGCCAGGCUGGUCUCAAACUCCUGACCUCAAGGGAUCCACCCACCUCGGCCUCCCAAAGUACUGGGUUACAGGUGUAAGCCACCAUGCCCAGCCCCAAACUUCUUUUAGCUCCUUGAAUACCCCACUCUCUUUGGAACCUCCAAACUCUUGAGAAUGCUGUUUGUUACCUCUGACUGAAACUCUUUUGUCCUCUCUUCUAUCCUUUGAUCUCUCAAUUGUCACUUCUUCCAAAAAACUUUCUCUGGAAACCUAAGUCUGGGUUAAAUAUGAUGCCUCUGUGUAUUUUUUGAAAAAAAAAAAAAAAAUAGAAGAAACAAAGAAACAAACAAAAAGAGCUAGUUCAUUUGAAUUCAUACAGAACUUUGUAUGCCAAGGUAAAGACUGAAAUUAUUUCUCUACUAGCGGUCCUCAAUCAGGAGGAGGACCUUUGGUGCUUAAGAAAAGUGCAAGGCCAGGCAUGGUGGUUCACACCUGUAAUCCCAGCACUUUGGGAGGCCAAGGUGGGUGGAUCACGAGGUCAGGGAAUAGAGACCAUCCUGGCCAACAUGGUGAAACCCUGUCUCUACUAAAAAUACAAAAAAAAAAAAAAAAUUAGCCAGGUGUGGUGACAUGCACCUGUAGUCCCAGCUACUUGGGAGGCUGAGGCAGGAGAAUGGCUUGAUCCCGGGAGGCAGAGGUUGCAGUAAGCUGAGAUCACAUCACUGCACUCCAGCCUGGGUGACAGAGUGAGACUCUGUCUCAAAAAAAAAAAGAAAGGAAAAAGGUAAAUAUCUGGGUCCCAUCCCCAGAUACAGGACUAGGCCUGAGGCAAAAAACUUAAGGAUACUCCCCAAAACUCAGCAAUCAAGAUAAAUGUUUGGAAGCAACAUUUAAAAAUACCAAAAUUAAUGCAAAAAAUUCCAUAAUAAACAAAAUACCAAAUUUUUAAUAAAGACAGAAUAGUUGUUACUGAUAUCUCCCAUUAAGUUCCAACAUGACUUGGUAUAACAUUUCUUUAAAUUUUGAUAUUUUGUUAAUUAUGGAUUUUGUAUUCAAUUUUAUAUUUUAAAAUAUUUCAUUAAAUUGGUAUUUAUCUUGAGCAAUGAAGUUUUGAAGUACCCUUAAAUUUUGUGCCUGAAGCAAGUGCCUCCCUUGCCUUACCCUAGCCCUGGUCCUAUUCAAGUAUAGCAUAAGAAUUUACAGUAGUAGUACAUUUCCACUUCUCCACUCCCAGCCUUUGUAGUAAUGUUGUCAUUCAUUUUAUUUAUUUAGUUAUUUUUUACAUAAUUAUAAAUUCAUACUAUGCUAUCAUUAUUUUUAUUUAUACUGGCAAUUGUCUUUUAAGGAGAUUUUAUAUAUUUACCUCUAUAGUUAGCACUGGGCUACAGAUUCCUUUGUAUAGAAACACAUUUCCCUCUCAUAUCAUUUUUCUUUUGCCUAAAGUAUGCCCUUUAACAUUCUUGUAGUGCAGAACUGCAAAGUGUAAAUUUUUGCAGCUUUUGUGUGUUAAAAAUAAAUCUUUAUAAAUAAUAUUUUUUGUGCAUAUAGAAUUAUGGAUUGACAGGAUUUUUCCCCCACUCCGUGCUUUAAAGAUGUCCCACUGUCUUCUCACUUACAUUAUUUCUGAUGAGAAAUGUGCUAUAAAUCUUGUAUUUGUUCUACUAUACCUAAUAUCCUUUUUUACUAUGCCUUUAUUAAAGAUUUUUAUCCUUA
Molecule: messenger RNA, 5923 nt
Organism: Symphalangus syndactylus (siamang)
Lineage: Eukaryota; Metazoa; Chordata; Mammalia; Primates; Hylobatidae
Product: UDP-glucose:glycoprotein glucosyltransferase 2-like
Biological process (GO): ERAD pathway
Cellular component (GO): endoplasmic reticulum
Molecular function (GO): UDP-glucose:glycoprotein glucosyltransferase activity
Source: RefSeq, a predicted model, not a curated record